GUUAAUAUUCAUGCAUCAUUUGCACUCAUUCAUAAUGAAAGUUUAUGGCACCUAAACUAAUGGCACCUUCUGUGUUUCAUAGUGUGUUUCAUAAUAGGCCUAUGUCACGGAACAAUUGAAGACCGGAAGAAGCUUGCGGAGUAGGGUAACUGCUCUUCCGCUUAGCUUAGCUAAGCUGUUUACCAUGGCGGAGGCAGAUCGAUACAACCUACCUAAAUUGUCCUACGACAACGUCCUAAGGAUCGUAAAUCAGCACUCACGUGUCGAAACAUCUAAACUACGCAAAGGAUAUAAGUUCUUCUGGGAGAAGUACAUUUUUAAUUACAGAAGUAAGUGUUUCAAAUCUGUUGACACUGUGUAGCUUGAAUGUGACAGAUAGCACUAAUGCUGCUAUCCAUUUUGAUGGUACGCUGGUACGAACGACCAGCUUCAGCGAGAACGUGACGUAUUUCCCUUGCUCCAGCCUUCCAGAUGCCAAUUGUGUCUGACGAGUUUGAAAAGAAUGGACGCCAAAAGGAGAGCAGUUUUGUCAAUCACACUGGACACUUUCCUAGAACAGGAAAUCAUGGCUGUGAUUUUCCUGAAACAGUUCCAGAAUCUCGUGGAAGAAGAUAGAAGUAAACACAAACGGGCUGUGGUUGAGGCUCUGUAUGUGCUGCGGCCCAGAGUGAACAUUAUCCUGAAGUCUGGCACAGAGUGGCAGAUAAUGCUAGACAUGGAUGAUCACAAAUUUGCCCGGCAUUUCAGAGUAUCCAAAACCCGGUUUGACGUCCUUAAAGAGUACCUACAGGAGGGUGGCCUGCAAUGUGACCACAGCCAUGGGCUGCCCCCCCUGCCUAUUCCCAAGAAGGUACUCAUGUUCCUGUGGUACAUGGGUAACCAGAACUGCUUCCGGGAGAUAUCAGACAAGUUUAACGUCUCAUCUUCAUCAGCACACCGCACCAUACUCCAAGUGCUAACCAUCAUGUCCACCCUUGGCUGGGGUUUUGUCUCUUGGCCUAAAGGCUGUGAGAAGAGGGUGUCUGCCACCAGCUUCCAACGCACAUGUGGCCAUGAGAGGGUCAUUGGAGCGAUUGAUGGCUGCCACAUUAGAUUACAGUGUCCACGGGUCAGAGGAGUGGACCACAUGAACAGGAAGUCCUUCUACUCUGUCCUCCUCCAGGGGAUUGUGGAUGCUGAAGGCCGAUUCAUCAAUGUCUUCACUGGAAUGCCUGGCAAAGUGCAUGAUGCCCGGCUGCUGCGGUCCUCCUGGUUUUUCCAAGAAUGGCAGGAGAGGAUGGGGGAGUACCGUCUGCUGGGGGAUAGUGCAUACAUCGGUCAGGAUUUUCCCUUCAUCAUCUCCCCCCGGCGUGACAACGGGGCUCUUACUGAUGCAGACCUUCGUCGCAACACCGACAUCAGCCGGGGAAGAGUCAUCAUUGAGCAGGCAUUUGGGAGGGAUGAAAUGCAAGUGGAGGCGCAUUAG
Gadus chalcogrammus (walleye pollock) is the source of this 1465-nucleotide messenger RNA. RefSeq lists its product as uncharacterized. The transcript is spliced from 2 exons. Bases 503 to 1465 code for a protein of 320 amino acids. The record is from RefSeq and is a predicted model, not a curated record. NCBI's taxonomy places the organism in Eukaryota, Metazoa, Chordata, Actinopteri, Gadiformes, Gadidae.